GAAUGCAGCCUGACUCCGAAUCGGACGGGCGGAUUCGCUGCACAGUAGCCAUCGAGCGCCUGGGUGCAGUAGCCACCCCGAAUCGAGUCCUUCUCCGCGAUGCCUGGGUCACGCUGGGCCGGGACGAGUUCCGUGAACUGGUCUUGCAAGUGGCCGCUACCUGUGGCCCAGGGCGUGCCCAGAGCUUCCCACUGCGACUGGAUGAAGUACGACUGUUCACACGUUUCGUGAAGGACGGGAAGAGCUCGAUCCGGCUGGGUCCAGCAGGUCCCAGUCACGUGCAGCUGCUGCUCUCGAACUGUCCUCCGGAUCGGUUGCGUCGUUUCGUGCAAACGUUGCGUAUCAAGUUCGUGGCCGCCCGGGAGAAGGUCGCCCCCGUGGCUGAGCGGGCAAGGCUUCUUUCGACCCUGCCACGCACGUUCGAUACGGUCAGUCCGGUGCAGGCCCGUGACUUGAAACAGGCGAGUGCCCGGCAAGCACUGGCUGAUGUUGCAGCCACACCGGUCAAAGGCCAGACCGGCUGUGAGUCUCGGAAGCGAGUCCGGAGCGAAGCGCUGGAUGGGAAGCAGGUAGCUGAAAGACAGCAGGUGAAGAAGCCUUGGUCGAUGUGCUCCAGAGCAACGCUCUCCCAGGAACAGUCAAUGGUGCUGAGUGCAGUGUUGAGCGGAAAGAAUGUCUUCUUCACAGGCAGCGCUGGGACUGGGAAAUCCUUCCUGCUGAAAAAGAUCGUGGCCUCCCUUCCUCCAAACAGCACGUAUGCCACGGCCAGCACAGGGGUGGCAGCAUGUCAGAUUGGUGGCACCACGCUCCAUGCCUUUGCAGGUAUUGGUUCAGGAAAAGCCCCCCUGCAUCAGUGCAUUGAGCUGGCUCAGAGGCCUGGGGUUCGGCAGCAAUGGCUGAGCUGCCGCCAGCUGAUCAUCGAUGAGAUCUCCAUGGUGGAGGGCGAGUUCUUUGAUAAACUGGAGGCGGUGGCCAGAGUGGUCAGGAAAUGCGAGGACCCAUUUGGAGGAAUCCAGCUCAUCAUCUGCGGAGACUUCUUGCAGCUUCCCCCAGUCAGCAAAGCCACCGAGCAGCCCAAAUUCUGCUUCCAGGCAAAGAGCUGGCGGAGGUGCAUCCACUUGAACAUGGAGCUGACAGAGGUGCGCAGACAGACUGACCGGGAGUUCAUUUCCCUUCUGAAUGCUGUCCGCCUGGGCAGAUGCACAGAGGAAGUCACCAGACAGCUGGCCCUAACAGCUACCCACAGAGUGGAGAGAGAUGGAAUCCUGGCUACUCGGUUAUGCACCCACAAGGACGAUGUGGAGCUCACAAAUGCCCGACAGCUGCAGGAGUUAUCGGGCGAACAAAGGUCCUUCAAGGCGGUGGACAGCGACCCUGGGUUGGUGAAAACUCUUGAUGCACAGUGUCCUGUAAGCAGUGUUAUUGAGCUCAAACAAGGUGCCCAGGUGAUGCUUACCAAGAAUCUUGACGUGUCCCGAGGUCUUGUAAAUGGGGCUCGCGGAGUUGUGAUUGGAUUUGAAACGGAAGGAAAAGGGUUGCCAAAAGUGAGGUUUCUGUGUGGUAUCACUAGUGUUGUUGGGCCAGAACGAUGGGUUUUAAAAGGACCAUCAGGAAUCUAUCUGAGUCGUCACCAGCUGCCCCUGAAACUUGCCUGGGCCAUUUCUAUCCACAAGAGCCAGGGUAUGUCUCUUGACUGUGCUGAGAUCUCCCUAUCUCGUGUCUUUGAAUGUGGCCAGGCAUAUGUAGCACUUUCUCGAGCACGUAGCCUUGCAGGUCUUCGUGUUCUGGAUUUUGAUCCCAAGGUAGUGAGAGCCAAUUCAUAUGUGUUGCAGUUCUACAGGCAUUUGAGGAAAGACCAAUUUCUAUCUCAGGCUUCUCUACGCUCCUAUAUUCAGGCUGAUAAAGAAAAUGGAGAAGCUACCUGAACUGUAUGUGGAGAAUCCUAGACACCAUUUUAUUGUUCUUAGUAAAAAGACGAAGUAUCCUGCAAUGCAAUUUGGGAAACAACUUCCACAGAUUAUCAGUAUGUAGGUUUUAAAUACUGAAGCACAGUGUGCCAGCGCCAGGAUUGCUCUGUUCUUUAAUAAUAAUAAAACAAAGUACAUAGAAUAUUUCUCACGAUCACAGACGACCACUUGUCCAAGAGAUGAACAUGAAGUCAAGUUUUGAAACAAAAUCGUUUUAUUAUUGCAU
Elgaria multicarinata webbii is the source of this 2193-nucleotide messenger RNA. It is a transcript of the gene PIF1, whose product is annotated as PIF1 5'-to-3' DNA helicase. The coding region runs from base 3 to 1925 and encodes 640 amino acids. The record is from RefSeq and is a predicted model, not a curated record. The transcript has 12 exons. Gene Ontology annotation, molecular function: ATP hydrolysis activity; DNA helicase activity. Gene Ontology annotation, biological process: DNA repair; telomere maintenance. NCBI's taxonomy places the organism in Eukaryota, Metazoa, Chordata, Lepidosauria, Squamata, Anguidae.